GUGCCAGCGGCAGUCAUGGCAGCUCGGUGCAUGAGGCUGGUGCUGCACAGCCUCCGGGCUCUGGCAUUGUCUCUCAGGUCCUCUCCUCGGCUGCUGUGCACAGCUACAAAACAGAAGAACACUGGCCAAAACUUGGAAGAGGACGUGGGCCAGAAUGAACAGAAGACAGAUCUUCCCUCUACAGAGAAGACACUCAUGGAAGAGAAGGUCAAGCUGGAAGAACAGCUAAAGGAGACCAUGGAAAAAUAUAAGCGAGCUUUAGCAGAUACUGAGAACUUGCGGCAGAGAAGCCAAAAAUUGGUGGAGGAGGCAAAACUAUAUGGCAUCCAGGGCUUCUGCAAGGACUUGCUGGAGGUGGCCAACAUUUUGGAGAAGGCAACACAGUGCGUCCCUAAGGAAGAGAUUAGAGACGAUAAUCCCCACCUGGAGAACCUGUACGAGGGGCUCAUGAUGACGGAGGUCCAGAUCCAGAAGGUGCUCACGAAGCAUGGCCUGCUCCGGCUGGACCCCGUGGGGGCCAAGUUCGACCCCGUGGGGGCCAAGUUCGACCCGUACGAGCACGAGGCUUUGUUCCACACGCCGGUUGAGGGGAAGGAGCCAGGCACGGUGGCGCUAGUUAACGAAGUGGGCUGCAAGCUGCACGGGCGCACCCUGAGACCCAUCCUGGUGGGGGUGGUGAAGGAGGCUUAG
Molecule: messenger RNA, 690 nt
Organism: Hippopotamus amphibius kiboko
Lineage: Eukaryota; Metazoa; Chordata; Mammalia; Artiodactyla; Hippopotamidae
Product: grpE protein homolog 1, mitochondrial-like
Exons: 1
Coding region: 16-690 (224 amino acids)
Biological process (GO): protein folding; protein import into mitochondrial matrix
Cellular component (GO): PAM complex, Tim23 associated import motor
Molecular function (GO): protein-folding chaperone binding; adenyl-nucleotide exchange factor activity; protein homodimerization activity
Source: RefSeq, a predicted model, not a curated record